AUGAAGAUUUCCACUAUUAUCCUCUCAAGCUUCUUGACAUCGUAUGCCACUGCUAUACCUAUAGGAGAUAUCUCCCAGGUUUCGAAGCGUGGUAAUGAGGCCGUGACUAAUGUCGAUAUUACCACUGGUUCGGAGGUCUUUUACGGCAUCAAGAAACGCGGUGAUGAGGCCGUGACUAAUGUCGAUGCUACCACUGGUUCAGAGGCCUUUUACGGCAUCAAGAAACGCAGUGAUGAGGCCGUGACUAAUGUCGAUAUUACCACUGGUUCAGAGGCCUUUUACGGCAUCAAGAGACGUGGUGAUGAGGCCGUGACUAAUGUCGAUGCUACCACUGGUUCAGAGGCCUUUUACGGCAUCAAGAAACGCGGUGGUGAGGCCGUGACUAAUGUCGAUAUUACUACUGGUUCAGAGGUCUUUUACGGAAUCAAGAAUUGA
Molecule: messenger RNA, 435 nt
Organism: Talaromyces proteolyticus
Lineage: Eukaryota; Fungi; Ascomycota; Eurotiomycetes; Eurotiales; Trichocomaceae
Exons: 2
Coding region: 1-435 (144 amino acids)
Source: RefSeq, a predicted model, not a curated record